This is a messenger RNA of Penicillium pulvis, 792 nucleotides long. RefSeq names its product RTA1 domain-containing protein. Bases 1 to 792 code for a protein of 263 amino acids. The record is from RefSeq and is a predicted model, not a curated record. The transcript is spliced from 2 exons. Gene Ontology annotation, cellular component: membrane. Lineage: Eukaryota; Fungi; Ascomycota; Eurotiomycetes; Eurotiales; Aspergillaceae.
AUGGCAGACUGGUCUUUCUAUGACUACAGUCCCAGCAAAGUGGGAGCGAUUAUUGCACUGAUCUGCUACGGAGCCAGUGCUGGCUACCAUAUAUUUCAGCUAGUCGCGAUGAAGUGCUUCUUUUUCACGACAUUCAUCGUUGGGGCACUCAUGAUGACGUUGGGCUACAUAUUUCGUGCCGCUUCAGCAGCGGACACCACAGCUAUGGGCCCGUAUAUUGGACAAAAUGUCUGCAUUCUACUCCCGCCCUCUCUUUAUGCUGCUACGAUAUACAUGAUAUACGGACGUAUCGUUACCUACGCCGGAGAGCCAUCAUUAUCCAUUGUAUCACCACAAAAGGUUACCAAGAUAUUUGUGAUUGGAGACGUUCUUGCGUUUCUGACACAAGCCUCCGGUGGAGGUAUGAUGGCGAUUGCCUCUAUGUCGAAGAUGGGACAGAGGAUUACAAUCGUAGGCCUUUUCAUUCAACUUUUCUUCUUCGGGGGAUUUCUUACGAUCGCGAUCAUAUUUGGGCGGCGAGUUCAGCAGACCAAGACUGCGCUACGUAACUUGCCAUAUGGAAAUUUGCUCUUUGUUCUAUUUGCUGUAUCAGGAUUGAUUAUAAUUCGGUGUUUUUAUCGAAUUAUCGAGUUCUGCCAAGGGAAUGACGGGUACAUGAUGGGCCACGAGGCAUUCAUGUACGUGUUCGACACGAUUCCAAUGUUUGUCGUUCAAGCUGUCUUUCAUUUUUUUCACCCUGGGAAGGUCCUUGUUACAAGGAGUUAUACUGGACUUGGAAUGGAGAUGCGGUAA